AUGGCGUCAAAUUCUCCGAAUCCAACAACUCCCCAUCAAUUCCACACUCGCUCGCCACCUCCUACCAUUCGCCCCUAUAGAUCAAAACGACACCCCCCAUGUGACGGAUGCCGACGGAGAAAAGUACGCUGCGAAGCUGAUCACCAUGGCAGCUGUCAGCGCUGUCUAGCUGCGGGUCAGUAUUGUUCCUUUACUCGUCUUCGCCCUCGCCCUCGGCCUCACUCUCAUCAGGGCACUGUGCCGCCGAAAUUACCUUCACCAGAGACCCGACCGGUCGCAACAAGUAACUUGCAAGCGACCGAGGAUCUGGUGGUGAACCAAGAAGAUCCCCCAGUUGCGCAUCAAGCAGUCGAUAUCCCUUUCUUCGAGCUAGACACGGUGAGAAUCUCUGCAGAUCCAGGCGGCACACGCCCGCACACGCCUUCAGCCUUCAAAGAAAGACACACGCAUCAGACCAUCCAGACACUUGAUGGUUUGGCUGGUGUAUCCUACCAGGUCAAUGGCGCGUCAGCCGAAUCUGACCCGUGGCUUCUCAGACACUGCAAAUUCAACGACAGAGGCUUCCUCUCCUUCCACCAAGUGCACUUCCGGAACGCAGGGGGCGUUCCGUUUGACGAGAAGAUCCCCUGCCAUUUUCUGGUCUCGUCGGAUCAGCUCUAUGAGUCUUCCAAGGCUCAGCUGCCACCGCCAGACCCACUGAAUACACAUGAGCAAUUAAACCACAUUGUACCCCCCGAAUGUGGCCAGAGAUUGGUAGUGCUCUUCAUGAAGUUUAUUUUUCCGACGCUGCCGAUCAUUUCGCGGUCACAUUUUGGGCUUGCAGCAGCAGGUACGGUGCCCGACCAGGAUAUCCUUCAAAGGACACCCUUGUGUCUUUUGGCUGCAAUCUACGCAUCAGCACAACCAUUCGCCAAGUUUGAUGACUAUCUCUGCUUGAUUGAUGCGUACGCUCCUCCCGCGACUGAUCUGCUCUGGCGCAUGGUUCUUGACCUUCUGCUACGGGACAUCCACACUGCCCGUCUUUCGACCCUUCAAGCAGGAAUUCUCUACCUUCACCGACCGAUCAGCGCCACCGAAAGUGCUGUGGCUGAUAGUGCCUUCACCUGGUCCUUGGUGGGCAUGCUUGUCGGCGUUGCCAUGUCGCUUGGGCUUCAGUUGGAUUGCCGGCUCAUGGGACUUCCAUUAUGGGAGAAGAGGAUUCGUCGCCGCCUUUGGUGGGCCAUCUACGCCGAAGAUAAGUGGCGUUGCUUGCUUAUUGGGCGUCCGUCUUACAUAGGAAGCGACGAUUGGGACGCCACAGAUCUGAGCGAUGAUGAUUUCGUGAUGUCUGAGUGUCUACGCCUGGCUCUGCAGCAACCUGCGUCCUCCUCACACUCCUCACACGACGUUCUCACUGCUCAACCAUUCCAGCAACUCAUUCAGUUGUCGCGCAUCGCUGAUGAAUUACAACGCUCCCUUUUCACACUAAAGGCGUCGCAGCGAUUAUCGCCGGAUUUUCAUGCAACGCUGGAAAUUGCCCGUCCUCUUUUACAGAAGCUCAAGGAGUGGUACGCGCACUCCCCAGUAUCGGUACGUCAGCCCGAUCAUCAGCCCACUACUCUGGACAGCAUAUACUGCCAGUCAAACUGCCUCCGUUUUGCCUGCAUCCUUCUGGAGGUAUUUGUGUUCCGCGCCCUCCUGCGGCCAAUGGUUCGCUCUGCCGCGCCGCCCCCGUUGCUCGAGGAGAACUUCGAGACAGCGGAAUUUACGAACCAAUUCAACGACCUCUUGGCUCAGUUGUUCGACGCCGAAGAGAUCGAGCCGUCCAUGGCCAUUGACAUGUCCGAUGAGAAUGGCAUGGGAAAUGCGGUGCUCCGCGCAGCCGAUAAUUGCGCGGCCAAAGUAAUUCGUCUGGUGAUGCGUAUGACUACCAGUGACUUGUCGAGCUUCUGGUAUAGAUGGUCCCGUGUGGGAUUUGCGACUGUCUCUAAUUUCCUACUGCUACUGCUUGUACAAGCGCCCACGAAAGACCACGCUCUCCGUGCCAAAAGCCUUGUGGACCUUUGGCGUCAAACCUUACGGAACCAGAGCACAGGGUGUCCGGCCAUGAAUCUUGGAUUAGUCAGAUUAGAUGGGUCUCUUUGGCCUGGCCUGGCGAGAAACUAUUACCUCCCAAAGCAAGUAAAAGAAGUCCUGGAAGAAUAG
Molecule: messenger RNA, 2184 nt
Organism: Aspergillus luchuensis
Lineage: Eukaryota; Fungi; Ascomycota; Eurotiomycetes; Eurotiales; Aspergillaceae
Product: Zn(II)2Cys6 transcription factor
Exons: 4
Coding region: 1-2184 (727 amino acids)
Biological process (GO): DNA-templated transcription
Cellular component (GO): nucleus
Molecular function (GO): DNA binding; zinc ion binding; DNA-binding transcription factor activity, RNA polymerase II-specific
Source: RefSeq, a predicted model, not a curated record